This is a messenger RNA of Moneuplotes crassus, 2080 nucleotides long. The record is from the annotation of a GenBank genome assembly. Lineage: Eukaryota; Ciliophora; Spirotrichea; Euplotida; Euplotidae.
AAUUUUUCUCAUCCAUAAAUGUCGAGAUAUUUUUCAAAGGCCCAAAAGACGUAUUCCCAUCUUAAAAGCUUUACAAGAAGCUCAUAUGGAGGUUCCUUCAACUACAAACCAUACCUUUACACAACUUUAUCAAUGGGAGCAUUACUGGCAACUCAAAAAUACUUCAAAAUUCAGACUGCAACUAAAGCAGAAAUGAAUGCUCUCUACAUUGACAAACAAAGACUCAAACAGAUGUUUGAGCUAAUCUCUGAUGAGAUUACAGUCUACCAUUUUUAUGACUCUCAGAAUCCUCUUCAUGAUGAGUUUAACCAGCUAAAUUCCUAUGUUCUGAAGGAAGCUUGUAAGAAAAAUUGUGCAGAAAUUGCUUCUAUUGACAUCAACGAAUUAGACCCUCAUGAAGAAUCAAAACUAAUGCACGCUACCAAAAUGAAUAAGGCUCAGAUCAAGGCCCAAUCGGCUCCAGUGCUAGUCCUAAAAUCUAAUUGUAGCUUUAAAACUAUCGAUAACAAAGUGGUUAAUGGAGACGAGGAAAACUUUAGAGUGUAUCUCAGAAAUCUUACCAGAUCCCAGCACGUCACCUCAAUUAACGAGUUGUCUGCUGCUCUCAAGAACAACAAGUCCCUUAAUGACUGCUGUGUGGCAUAUUAUCUUCCUUUAAGAGAAGGUCAGGACCAUAAAAAGGCAAUCUCAGAAUUUGAGGAAAGGAAUAUUAUGGUCUUCAACCUCCUCAAAGGUGAGACAGAAAAUAUAGCUGUCAUCACUGAUGAGGAGCUGGCCCAAAAAUGCAAGCUUGAGCCCUCCAAAUUCUAUGCUUACUUCAAGCCAAGUUACAUCAAUGGCUUCGAGAAUUUAGUUGACAAAGAUUUGAAUGUAGAAUAUCUACAAGCCUAUGAAGGAAUUUGUAGAGAUGAGUUCGUUCCAAACUAUGACUAUCUCUCUUCAGACGAAUUCCUUGGAUCUAUUGGAGACCAUGAGAACAUGUUUACUGAAAAAUUAAUAUCAGAGCAUUUUGAUAGUGCUUUUGAAAGGACAACCACAACUGAAUUCCUAUUAAACCCAAACUUUGAAUCAAGAUGGGAAUCUGAUGAGGCUGAUGUUCCACAAUGCUUCAUCUACAUCCCUGAUGAAUACAUGAAAAAGUAUAUAUUCGAGAUUAAAAAUGCUCUCGAGGACUACAAAGGAUCAUUCGAGUUUAUCUAUACUAACAAUUACAGUGUUGCCAAUAAAUAUCUGUUCCUAGAUGAAUUUCCAGACGUAAUGCCAUUCUUCGUGAUAGUUGACAAAUCCAAGAAGAUUCCUGUCAGGAAACUCACAGAUGAGCCAAUCAAGAACUUCGAGGAUGUCAUCGUUGAUUCUGAAAAUGUCCCUGAGGGAACUCCUUUCUAUUACACAAAGUAUAAGGAACCUAUCUUCUUGAGCAAUUUGACUCAGGAAAUCGAAAAAUUCCUUGAGAAAUAUCUUGAAGGAAAAAUGACACAUUAUUAUCAAACCGAGAAAAUGGUCCAGUACACUCGAGUCAAGGAGAUCUGUGGGGACACCUUCAAAAGAGAAAUUGUAAACAAUCCUAAAGUAGAGCAAUGCAUCAUAGAGGUUUUCAAACAUGAUUGUCCUAGCUGUAUGUACAAUGGUAAAGUAUUUAACGCUUUCAGCAGAAAGUUGGAGAAGAAUGGAAUCUUGAAUCAACUCCCUUGCUUUAGACUUGCCAUUGACAAUAAAAUUCCUUAUCUCGGUAGCUUUGCAUACUCACCAAUUUACUUUUUCCUCAAGAAGGAGGAUGGAAAAGUGACUGAAAUAUCAAUUAUUGACAUUCCUGUAAAGUAUGAGCAAUUCAAGAGCAAGCUCAUUGAAUACACCGGAAUUGAAAAACUCAAAGAAAUCAAUCUUGUGCCAAAAUUCCAAGUAAAAUACCACUUCCAGCAAGAAGACCUCAAGCCUGGGUUUGAUAUCGACCAGGACUUGAUUGACAAAGCAAAGGAGGACGAAGAGCAGAAGAAGAAAGAAGAAGAAGAGAAAAAGCCAAAGAAUAUCGAAAAAUAGCUUUAAUCCAUAACCAUUGCUCUCAUCCUAAAAAUUCUAUUGA